AUGCUACGAACUUUAACCCCGCAUUCCCCGUACUGCAUCAUACCCCGUUGUUGCAUGCUCCCAUUCCGUGCAGCAUCGGGAGGUCCUUCUGCUUCCAUGUCCCCGGAAGACCUCUUUGUCCGUUCUUUCCUAGACAGCACUGCGGCUGCUGGUUUCACUGCUGAUGGCGGUGCUGCUGAUGCUGCUGCUGCUUCCGCUGCUGAUUCCGCCGCUGGCACUGGUGCUGCUGGUGGCGCUAGCAACGCAAGCGGGUCUUCCCCGUUAAGCUUUGGGACUGGAGAGCAAGGGGGUGCGGGGUUGGGGGGAAACCAGGGUGGAACUGGGGCAGGGGAAGCCGGAGCGGGGGGAGAAGGGAAGGGGGAAGCAGGCAUGGGUUCGCCGCUGCCAUUUCCGACCUUAAACGUAUGGGGAGCAGCAGCAGGACGAGGAACAGGCACGGCAGGAGCAGGCUCGGCAGGAGGAGCAGGCAUGGGAGGAAGAGCAGGCCUGUCAGCUGCAGCGGUGUACCCUUCACCGAAGCUCAGCCGUCUCAACAGCGAGGAGCUGUUCCAGAGCUGGCUGUCCGCUGAUAUAGCCAACUCCCCGGUACAAGCUCUUCCGCCUCGUCCUUUUCCUCCAGUGAACCUCCCCCGCCCCACCUCUCGACAGCAGUUGCAGCAACGGCUGCUGGUGGAACAGCAGCAUCAGCCGGGACAGGGGCAGCAGCGGCAGCAGCGGCAGCAGCAGCAGCAGGAGCAGCAAUACCAAGGUCAGGGGCAAGGGAAUCUUGGUCCAGUCAACGACGCCAAUGAGUCGUUUCUCUUUGCCAUGCCAUCAGUGGAUGGGUCUGACGUGGCCCGGGGUGUAGGGCGGCUGGUGAACGCGCAGGGCGUACCUCUCUCAACGGACGAGCUGCUGCAGCGACUGGCGUCGCCCGCAGACCUACAGGCCACCAUAGCCGCCCUGCAGGGGCCGCUGGGACAGGAGCAGGGAUCUGCUCCUGGCACUCCUACCUUUGGGGCGGCGGGGCCGAGUUUUGAGAUGGAGAAGGAGCAGCAGAAGCAGCGUCAGGUGGUGGGAACACAGCAGGUGCAGGAACAGCAGCAGCAACAGCAACGGCAACAGCAAUGGCAGCAGGAGCAGGAAACGAGAAGGCAGCAGCAUAGCGAGAAGCAACAGCAGCAGUGGCAGCAGCAACUACAGCACCAGCAACAACACCAACAGCAGCAGCAGCAGCAGCAGCAGCAGCAGCAGCAGCAGCAGCAGCAGCAGCAGCAGCAGCAGCAGCAGCAGCAGCAGCAGCAGCAGCAGCAGCAGCAGCAGCAGCAGCAGCAGCAGCAGCAGCAGCAGCAGCAGCAGCAGCAGCAGCAGCAGCAGCAGCAGCAGCAGCAGCAGCAGCAGCAGCAGCAGCAGCAGCAGCAGCAGCAGCAGCAGCAGCAGCAGCAGCAGCAGCAGCAGCAGCAGCAGCAGCAGCAGCAGCAGCAGCAGCAGCAGCAGCAGCAGCAGCAGCAGCAGCAGCAGCAGCAGCAGCAGCAGCAGCAGCAGCAGCAGCAGCAGCAGCAGCAGCAGCAGCAGCAGCAGCAGCAGCAGCAGCAGCAGCAGCAGCAGCAGCAGCAGCAGCAGCAGCAGCAGCAGCAGCAGCAGCAGCAGCAGCAGCAGCAGCAGCAGCAGCAGCAGCAGCAGCAGCAGCAGCAGCAGCAGCAGCAGCAGCAGCAGCAGCAGCAGCAGCAGCAGCAGCAGCAGCAGCAGCAGCAGCAGCAGCAGCAGCAGCAGCAGCAGCAGCAGCAGCAGCAGCAGCAGCAGCAGCAGCAGCAGCAGCAGCAGCAGCAGCAGCAGCAGCAGCAGCAGCAGCAGCAGCAGCAGCAGCAGCAGCAGCAGCAGCAGAAGCAUAAUUUCACACCAAACAACACCCUCCCCCAUCCCUCAGGCGUUAGAAACAGAUUGCACAAUCUAUCACUCAGGCUCCAGGUCCCCUCUUCCAUCCCCCCCUCUUUCCUCCACCCCACCCCAGCUGUGGCCUCCCCAGGUGCACCCUCCCCAAGUGCACCUUCCCCCACUGCAGCAGGUGUACCUUCCCCAGAUAGCCCUCUCGCCUCCCCCAGUCUCCUUGUCACUCCUGCCAGCCUGUCUCCUCUGGGGGAGGCUCGGCUGCUGAAUGGCGGAUUCGGAACCGGCUCUCUCACUCCCUCUGGCACGCACACCCCCUCGGCCUGCCUCACUCCCACUGUUCCCUCCUCCCCGUUUGGUGACUCGUCUCGGCAACAUAGAGUGGAGCGACAACGCAAGAUGGCGGAGGCCAAGGGGCGCACUGGGGGUGCCGCAGGUGCCGGGUUGGGUUCACCAGAUGUGGCCAGUUUGAAGCGCAGGUGUGAGACUCUUGAAACGGAGAACCGCAGCCUCAAGACGUUCCAGAGCUUCAUGAACAGGAAGGACUCGGAGCAAACGACACGGAUAGAGCAGCUGGAGCAGGAGAACGCUCAGCUGAGAGCAGAGAACGAGAGGCUCCGGGAGGAACUAGAGCAGUUGGAGCAAGAGACUUAUCGGCUGAGAGCAGAAAACGAGAGGCACAGAGAGGAACUAGCCGCUGCCACUGCUGCUCGACAGACAGGAAUGGCCAUAACCAGCAUACCCACCAUGCAUGCUGCUGGGAUGGCACAGCCAUGA
This is a messenger RNA of Closterium sp. Yama58-4, 2643 nucleotides long. The record is from the annotation of a GenBank genome assembly. NCBI's taxonomy places the organism in Eukaryota, Viridiplantae, Streptophyta, Zygnematophyceae, Desmidiales, Closteriaceae.